Messenger RNA from Nannospalax galili (Upper Galilee mountains blind mole rat), 7187 nucleotides. It is a transcript of the gene Ints1, whose product is annotated as integrator complex subunit 1. The coding region runs from base 225 to 6965 and encodes 2246 amino acids. Gene Ontology annotation, cellular component: integrator complex. Lineage: Eukaryota; Metazoa; Chordata; Mammalia; Rodentia; Spalacidae. Gene Ontology annotation, biological process: U2 snRNA 3'-end processing. The transcript has 46 exons. The record is from RefSeq and is a predicted model, not a curated record.
AAUCAGCUCUCCGAGCGCACACAAACCAGUCCCCACUUUCGGGGCGGCCGGGCGGCGGGUUCCCGGGUGAUGCGCGGGAGGUGAGUGGUCUGCAGACCCUAGCGCCCGUCUCCGCCGUGACAGCGGCUCCACGCGCCACCGCGCGUGCGCAGCACUCUGCCCCGCUCCGCGCCCUCGACGGGCGGCCCUGGGCUUUCCGCCCACGGCCUCGGCGCGAGGGAUGAAUGACUGAGCGAGCGAGUGACUCCCGCCGCCUCCUCCCAGGUGACGGCGCGGCGACGAGGGGCGCGAGGGCCGCGGGCAGGAUGAACCGAGCCAAGCCCACCACCGUGCGCAGGCCUAGCGCGGCCACGAAGCCUUCAGGGCACCCUCCCCCUGGGGAUUUUAUUGCUCUGGGCUCGAAGGGUCAGACCAGUGAGUCAAAAACAGCAUCCACCCUGUUGAAGCCAGCCCCUUCCGGCCUGCCCUCCGAGCGCAAGAGAGAUGCUACGGCCUCCCUGUCUGGGGCCUCAGCGCUGACUGGCCUCACCAAGCGUCCCAAACUCUCCUCCACUCCCCCACUGAGCGCCCUGGGGCGUCUGGCCGAGGCUGCAGUUGCAGAGAAACGAGCCAUUUCUCCCUCCAUUAAAGAGCCGUCUGUGGUGCCCAUUGAAGUUCUGCCCACAGUGCUGCUGGAUGAGAUUGAAGCUGCCGAGCUGGAGGGCAAUGAUGACAGGAUCGAGGGAGUGCUGUGUGGGGCAGUGAAGCAGCUGAAGGUGACGCGGGCCAAGCCGGACAGCACACUCUAUCUGAGCCUCAUGUAUCUGGCCAAGAUCAAGCCCAACAUCUUUGCCACAGAGGGUGUCAUCGAGGCCCUGUGCAGCCUCUUGCGGCGGGACGCAUCUGUCAACUUCAAGGCUAAAGGGAACAGCCUGGUGUCUGUGUUGGCCUGCAACCUCCUCAUGGCUGCUUAUGAGGAGGAUGAGAACUGGCCCGAGAUCUUUGUGAAGGUAUACAUCGAGGACUCACUGGGCGAGCGGAUCUGGGUGGACAGCCCUCACUGCCGGACUUUUGUGGACAACAUCCAGACAGCCUUCAACACCAAGAUGCCACCCAAGAGUGUGCUGCUGCAGGGGGAGGGAGCACGCAGCGGGGGUGACCUCGGUGCAGGUAAGAGUUGGGGAACUCGGGGGUGGGGCAUGGCCCUCCACAGCCCUGGGAAACACCCAUGGGCUCCCACUGUCCCUGCAGGCAGCAGUCCCCAUCCCUCGCUCACAGAGGAAGAGGACAGCCAGACAGAGCUGCUGAUUGCUGAGGAGAAGCUGAGCCCUGAGCAGGAGAGCCAGCUCAUGCCAAGGUACGAUGAUCUCACAGAGAGUGUGGAGGAGUAUGUCCUGGACAUGCUGCGUGACCAGCUGAACCGGCGCCAGCCCAUCGAUAAUGUAUCCAGGAACCUGUUGAGGCUGCUCACCGCCACCUGUGGCUACAAGGAGGUGCGAUUGCUGGCUGUGCAGCGACUGGAGAUGUGGCUGCAGAACCCCAAGCUCACCAGGCCAGCCCAGGACCUGCUGAUGUCUGUGUGCAUGAACUGCAACUCACAUGGCCCAGAGGACAUGGAUGCCAUCUCCCACCUGAUCAAGAUCCGCCUCAAGCCCAAGGUCCUCCUCAACCAUUACAUGCUCUGCAUCAGGGAGCUGCUGAACGCCCACAAGGACAAUCUGGGCACUACCAUCAAGUUUGUGAUUUUCAAUGAGCUCUCCAAUGCGCGAAACCCCAACAACAUGCAGAUCCUCUACACAGUGCUGCAGCACAGCUCUGAGCUGGCACCCAAGUUCCUGGCCAUGGUAUUCCAGGACCUGCUGACCAAUAAGGACGACUACCUCCGCGCCUCCCGGGCCCUGCUGCGAGAGAUUAUCAAGCAGACCAAGCACGAGAUUAACUUCCAGGCCUUCUGCCUAGGGCUCAUGCAGGAGCGUAAGGAGCCACAGUACCUGGAGAUGGAGUUCAAGGAGCGGUUUGUGGUUCACAUCACGGAUGUGCUGGCUGUGUCCAUGAUGCUGGGCAUCACAGCCCAGGUGAAAGAGGCUGGCAUCGCCUGGGACAAAGGGGAAAAGAGGAACCUUGAGGUGCUGCGCACGUUCCAGAACCAGAUUUCAGCCAUCCAGCGUGAUGCCGUGUGGUGGCUCCACACUGUUGUCCCCUCCAUCAGCAAACUCGCCCCCAAGGACUAUGUACACUGCCUCCACAAGGUGCUUUUCACUGAGCAGCCAGAGACCUACUAUAAAUGGGACAACUGGCCUCCUGAGAGCGACCGCAACUUCUUCCUGCGGCUCUGCUCAGAGGUACCCAUCCUGGAGGACACCCUGAUGCGAAUCCUGGUCAUCGGGCUGUCCCGUGAACUGCCCCUUGGCCCUGCAGAUGCCAUGGAGCUGGCUGACCACCUUGUGAAGCGAGCUGCAGCCAUACAGGCUGAUGAUGUAGAAGUUCUGAAGGUGGAACGGAUCCAGUUGAUUGACGCAGUUCUAAACCUGUGCACCUACCACCACCCUGAGAACAUCCAGCUGCCACCUGGGUAUCAGCCCCCGAACCUCGCCAUCUCCACCCUCUACUGGAAGGCCUGGCCUCUGCUGCUGGUUGUUGCUGCAUUCAACCCAGAGAACAUUGGCCUGGCUGCAUGGGAGGAGUACCCCACCCUGAAGAUGCUCAUGGAGAUGGUGAUGACCAAUAACUACUCGUACCCACCAUGCACACUGACUGAUGAGGAAACUCGGACAGAGAUGAUCAACCGAGAGCUGCAGGUCUCCCAGCGGGAAAAGCAGGAGAUCCUGGCCUUUGAAGGCCACUUGGCCGCUGCUUCAACCAAGCAGACCAUCACUGAGAGCAGCAGCCUUCUCUUGUCACAGCUGACCAGCCUGGAACCCCAAGGGCCCCCACGGAGGCCACCUCCUCACAUCCUGGACCAGGUGAAAGCCCUCAACCAGUCACUGCGCCUUGGGCACUUGCUGUGCCGCAGCCGCAACCCCGACUUCCUCCUGCACAUCAUCCAGCGCCAGGCCUCUUCACAGUCCAUGCCCUGGCUGGCCGACCUGGUGCAGUCCAGCGAGGGUUCUCUGGAUGUGCUGCCAGUGCAGUGCCUGUGUGAGUUCCUGCUGCAUGACGCUGCUGAUGCCACCGCCUCGGGGGAGGAGGACGAUGAAGGGGAGAGCCGGGAGCAGAAGGCCAAGAAGCGGCAGAGGCAGCAGAAACAGCGGCAACUACUGGGCCGCCUGCAGGACUUGCUGCUGGGCCCAAAGGCUGAUGAGCAGACCACGUGUGAGGUGCUUGACUACUUCCUGCGGCGCCUGGGCUCCUCACAGGUGGCCUCCCGGGUGCUGGCCAUGAAGGGCUUGUCACUGGUCUUGUCGGAAGGUGGCCUGCGUGACAAGGAGGAGAAGGAGCCCCCCAUGGAGGAGGACACGGGGGAGGCAGACGCGCUGCAGGGCUACCAGUGGUUGCUGCGGGACCUGCCCAAGCUGCCCCUGUUCGACAGUGUGAGGACCACCACGGCCCUGGCGCUGCAGCAGGCCAUCCACAUGGAGACUGACCCCCAGACCAUCAGCGCUUACCUCAUCUACCUGUCCCAGCACACACCAGUGGAGGAGCAGGGUCCACACAGCGACCUGGCCCUGGAUGUGGCCCGACUGGUUGUAGAGCGCUCUACCAUCAUGGCGCACCUCUUCUCCAAGGCUUCCUGCAGCACAGCCUCCGAUGCUGUGCUCAGCGCCCUGCUGUCUGUCUUCUCCCACUACGUGCGGCGCAUGCGCAAGAGCAAAGAGGGAGAGGAAGUCUACAGCUGGUCUGAGUCUCAGGACCAGGUGUUCCUGCGCUGGACCAGUGGGGAGACAGCCACCAUGCACAUCCUUGUGGUCCAUGCCAUGGUCAUCCUGCUGACACUGGGCCCUCCCCGGGCUGGUGACAGUGAGUUCCACGAGCUACUGGAUAUCUGGUUUCCAGAGAAGAAGCCGCUGCCCACGGCCUUCCUGGUGGACACCUCUGAGGAGGCGCUGCUACUGCCAGACUGGCUGAAGCUGCGGAUGAUCCGCUCCGAGGUCCCUCGACUGGUGGAUGCUGCUUUGCAGGACCUGGAGCCCCAGCAGCUGCUGCUCUUUGUGCAGUCUUUUGGCAUCCCUGUGUCCAGCAUGAGCAAGCUGCUGCAGUACCUGGACCAGGCGGUGGCCCAGGACCCUCAGACGCUGGAGCAGAACAUCAUGGACAAGAAUUACAUGGCCCACCUGGUUGAGGUACAGCAUGAGAGAGGAGCUUCCGGAGGACAGACCUUCCACUCGCUACUCACGGCCUCGCUGCCACCCCGGCGAGACAGCACAGAAGCUCCCAAGCCAAAAAGUAGCCCUGAACCCCCACCGGGCCAGGGUAGAGCUCGGGCUGGGACACAGGUCCCAGUGCUCAGCCCAGAGGAUGACUUGGCUGGCAUCUUCCUGCAGAUCUUCCCAUUGAGCCCCGAACCACGGUGGCAGAACUCCAGCCCACGCCCCCUUGCCCUGGCACUGCAACAAGCCCUGGGUCAGGAGCUGGCCUGUGUCCUCCAGGGGAACCCUGAGGUGCCGGGCAUCACAGUGCGCCUCCUGCAGGCCAUGGCCACCCUGCUGAACUCCCCACAUGGUGGCACCCUAGCUCUGGCUAUGCACCACAGCCAUUUCCUGUCCUGCCCCUUGAUGCGUCAACUGUACCAGUACCAGCGUGCUGUGCCCCAGGACACCAGCCUUUCCUCACUGUUCCUCAAAGUACUCAUGCAGAUCUUGCAGUGGCUGGAUAGCCCUGCUGUGGAGGACGGGCCCCUGCAGGCCCAACUCAAGCUGUUUGCCACCCGGUACUCGGCAAGACGCAGGAUCAGCGAUGUGCGCAGUGGGCUUCUGCACCUGGCCGAGGCCCUGAACUUCAGCCAUGACCUGGAAGUGGUCAGCUCCACCGUGCGGGCCGUCAUCGCCACCUUGAGGUCUGGGGAGAAGUGCACUGUGGAGCCUGAGCUCAUAAGCAAAGUCCUCCGGGGGCUCAUCGAGGUGCGUUCCCCACACCUGGAAGAGCUGCUGACGGCACUCUUCUCAGCCACUGUGGAUGCCACCUCCCUGAGCUCAGCCUCUGGGCCCAUUGUGGUGGUGAGCUCCUUGCUGCUGCAGGAGGAGGAGGCCCCAGGUCCCGGCAAGCAGGACAAGGAGGGUGCCAGCACGGAGGCCACACAUAUGGGACCCACAUCAGGGCUGCUUGUGGAUUGGUUGGAGACACUGGAUCCCGAGGUGGUCAGCAGCUGCCCUGACCUGCAGCGGAAGCUGCUCUUCUCACGACGAAAGGGCAAAGGUCACUCAGGUGCCCAGGUGCUGUCCUUCCGUCCUUACCUCCUGGCCCUCCUCACGCACCAGGCUAGCUGGUCCACACUGCACCGCUGUAUCCGGGUCCUACUGGGCAAGAGCCGAGAGCAGAGGCUCGACCCUUCCGCUUCCCUAGACUUCCUCUGGGCCUGCAUCCAUGUGCCCCGGAUCUGGCAGGGCCGGGACCAGCGCACCCCACAGAAACGGCGGGAGGAGCUGGUGCUCCAUGUCCAGGGCCCAGAGCUUCUCAGCCUGGUGGAGCUAAUUCUGUCCGAGGCAGAGACCAGGAGCCAGGACGGGAACAGCGCAGCAUGCACCCUCAUCCAGGCCCGGCUGCCCCUGCUGCUCAGCUGCUGCCAUGGCAACGAUGAGAGCAUUGGAAAAGUGACGGAGUACCUGACUGACUGCAUCCAGCAGUGGGGGGACAGUGUGCUGGGCCAACGAUGCCGAGACCUGCUGCUUCAACUUUACUUGCAGCGGCCGGAGCUGCGGGUGCCGGUGCCUGAGGUCCUGCUGCACAGUGAAGGUGCCACCAGCAGCAGCAUCUGCAAGUUGGAUGGGCUCAUCCAUCGCUUCAUCACGCUGCUGGCGGACACCAGCGACUCCCGGUCCUCCGAGAGCCGAGUGACUGAUGCCAACAUGGCGUGUCGGAAGCUGGCUGUGGCCCACCCCAUCCUGCUGUUGCGGCAUCUGCCCAUGAUUGCGGCCCUCCUGCACGGACGCACGCAUCUGAACUUCCAGGAGUUCAGGCAGCAGAACCACCUGGCCUUCUUCCUACACGUGCUGGGCAUUCUGGAGCUGCUGCAGCCUCGCGUCUUCCAGAGCGAGCACCAGGGGGCGCUGUGGGACUGCCUGCUCUCCUUUAUCCGCCUGCUCCUGAACUACCGGAAGUCUUCCCGCCAUCUGGCCCCCUUCAUCAGCAAAUUUGUGCAGUUUAUCCAUAAGUAUGUGGCCUGCAGCGCACCAGCAGCCGUGGCCUUCCUGCAGAAGCACGCAGAGCCCCUGCACGACCUAUCCUUCGACAACAGCGACCUGAUGAUGCUGAAGUCUCUGUUGGCGGGGCUCAGCCUGCCCAGCAGGGACGGAAGAACUGACCAAGGCCUGGACGAGGAAGGCGAGGAUGAGCGCUCAGCUGGCUCCCUGCCCCUGGUCAGUGUCUCCCUGUCUACCCCACUGACGGUGGCUGAUGUGGCCCCACACAUGAAGAGGCUGUCUCGGGGCCAGGCUGUUGAAGAUGUGCUGGAGACUCUGAGCGACAUAGAUGAGAUGUCACGGCGGAGACCCGAGGUUCUGGGCUUCUUUUCAACAAACCUGCAGCGACUGAUGAGCUCAGCAGAGGAGUCAUGCCGUACCCUAGCCUUCAGCCUGGCGCUGCGCUCCAUCCAGAACAACCCCAGCAUCGCCGCUGACUUCCUGCCCACUUUCAUGUACUGUCUGGGCAGCCGGGACUUCGAGGUGGUACAGACUGCCCUCCGGAAUCUGCCAGAGUACACCCUGCUGUGCCAAGAGCAUGCUGCUGUGCUGCUGCACCGGGCCUUCCUGGUGGGCAUGUAUGGCCAGAUAGAUACCAGUGCCCAGAUCUCCGAGGCCCUGAAGAUCCUGCACAUGGAGGCUGUGAUGUGAAAUGUUGUCCCAGCAAGCUGCUUCAUGGUGGCCUCACCCCUGAGUUCUGGCAGACUGACGAGCAGAGAACAACACUCCUGCCCAGCAGUUGGCACUGGUGGCCCUCCCCUAACCUCCCCACCUCUGGGUCACAACAGAGCACAAGGGAUGGGAGGAGAGGCUGAUGUGCUGGCAUGGCAUGGCAUGGCAAGGUCCAUUUCAAAUGAAACAGUUCCCAUGUGC